Messenger RNA from Acanthosepion pharaonis, 912 nucleotides. The record is from the annotation of a GenBank genome assembly. Lineage: Eukaryota; Metazoa; Mollusca; Cephalopoda; Sepiida; Sepiidae.
AUGAUAGGACGCUUUUUCUCUCUCGCCUCUCUUUCCUUCCCAAUAAUGGCCGAACCAGUCUUCCUUGUUUACAUCAUCUUCACUGCUCGGCUCCUUUUUCUCUUUCCUCUCUCGUCUAUCCAGAGGCUUCCAUUUACAGUGCAUAAUCGUUCGUUUAUUCUCCGUUCGUUUUUACUCUACUUUUCGUCUCUGCCACGAAGCUGUAGUGCUGGAUACUAUUCUGAGGAUUCCUUCCUGCAAAGCAAAAGCAGAGAUAACUUGAACAAAUCAGCUAAAGGAAGAUGGCCGGUAGAGGAGCCGCCCAACGACCAAAUGGUGCAACACAAGGGAAAAUAUGUCAAUUUAAGCCAGUUUCACGAAUACCAAGAAAGCACGAUAGGAGCUGCUUUCCUGACUCAGACAGUUUGUCUUGAUGAUACUACAGUAAAAUUUGAAAUUUGGGACACAGCUGGCCAGGAGCGAUAUCACAGCCUUGCUCCUAUGUAUUAUAGAGGGGCUCAGGCAGCAAUAGUGGUGUAUGAUAUAACAAAUCAGGACACUUUUAGUAGGGCGAAAUCUUGGGUAAAGGAACUGCAGCGGCAAGCAAGUCCAAAUAUUGUCAUAGCAUUAGCAGGGAAUAAGGCUGAUCUUGCAAACAAACGCAUGGUAGAACAUGAGGAAGCCCAUGCAUAUGCAGAAGAAAAUAGUUUGUUAUUUAUGGAAACUUCAGCCAAAACAGCAAUGAAUGUUAAUGAAAUAUUCCUUGCAAUUGCAAAGAAAUUGCCGAAGAAUGAGGCAGGAGGAACUUCACAACAAAGACAGCAAGUUUUUCUUUCUUUUCUCACCCCCCCCCCAACUCUGUUUGCCGCCUUCUCUUUAAUUUGCGGAAGUCUUGCUGCUUUGUGUGAUAUGAGGAAACAAAAGUCAUUAUAA